AUGAAGAAGCUUUCGCGGAUACUGUCUCGGCGACGGCCGGACGAUGCAGAUUCGGACUCGGAGCGGCAUCGACGGCGCGCAGGCACGCCUACUGCUGCUGGUGCUUCGGGAUCUGGAUCUGGAUCUGGACCUCCGGCCACGGGAUUUCACCAGCUACCGUCUAGUUCGCGACGAGGCACAGGCAGCAAAGUUGCGUUGGGGAGGACACAUCGCGAGUUGAGGAACGGUGUAAGCGGCGGGUGCAUCGUGGCGGAUGGGUCUCUUGAUGCAAAUGCAAGCAACAGCCACAUUCACAUACACAUCAAUGUCCGGGAUGAUGCGUCGUCGGGAAUAAGCGACGCCUCCGAGCAGAGCGCGCGGAAACAGUUUCUCACAAAGACGUGCCCGCGAUGCGUGGCCAUUGACUUCCCACAGCUGCUGGACUGGAAACAAGGGCAGCCGAGGCCGUGGGUGCCGCUUUCGCAUGUUCUUGUUCCGCCGCCUAGUUUGCCGCCAUCACCGCCGGCGGAUGCAGACGUCCCAGGGAUGAAGGGUCAGACGCCGCCUGGUGCGCCGCAGUGUCCCUUUUGCGUCUUCUUUAGAGCCAUGAUUGGGCCUAUUCCGGCUGUGGGCGAUGGCACGGCCAAGUUUCAUCCGUAUUUGCGCAUUCGGCAGGCGUUUGAGCGGUUGGAUGGCGUUGGGGAGAGGCAUGAGCUUGCGGGUUCGGUGUUGAUGGAGGUCAUGACCAAGAAGAAGAGCUUGCCGUGGGGAUAUUUGCUCAAGGCGGAGGAGGGCGAAGAUGACGGCAUGGCAACGUACUUGGCUGGGGAUGGGGAGAAGGCGAGGAUACGGGGACGAUUGGUGUCGCCGAUGAUCAAUCCCGCGCUGCCGAGGGCAUGGUUGGAUUAUUGCAGUACGAAUCAUGUAGGAGCUGGAUGUACGGCGCCAGUGAAGGCUGUCGAAGGUUUGCGGUUGAUUGAUUGCAAUGAGAUGCGUGUCGUUGCAGCAGACGAAGUUGAGCAUCGUGGCUUGGGGAAGAUGGAAUAUCUCACAUUGAGCUACGUCUGGUCGCAGACGGGGCUAGAUUCAUCGCCUGAUAUGCCGUUCGACCACUCUGCAUUAUUACUUGACUCGGAUGGACACUUGCCAGAAAGUGUGCCGUCGUUGUUCGCCGACGCCAUCGCCUUCACCACCACCCUCGGCUUCCAAUAUCUAUGGAUCGACCGCUUCUGCCUACAAGUCUCCCCGCUGGAACGCAGAAAGCAAAUCGAUCUCAUGGGCGAGAUAUACUCUCGCUCAUCACUAACUCUCAUCAUCGCCGCAGAAGACACCACCCUCACCGGCAUCCCAGGCCUCAGCACCCCACGCGAAGACCAACUCUCCUUGAAGACCAAAACCGGCCUCUACACAACCUCACUCAUCCGCCCAGAUCUCGAAGUCGCAUCCUCAAAAUGGGCCUCCCGCGCAUGGACAUUCCAAGAAGGCCUCCUCUCGCGCCGCCGACUAAUCUUUACCCCGUCCCAGAUAUACUUCCAGUGCCGCACACUCCACUGCCACGAGUCCAUCUCCCUCCCGCUUCGUCUCGCGCCAUCCGUCACCCUCGGCCGCAUAUUCCCCAUCGGUGACGGCUGUCCCAAGCAGUCCGGCCAGUUCAAGGACCUCAUCAAAGCUUACAUGUGUCGCGAUCUGACUAAUAACGAGGAACGGCUCGAUGCCUUCAAGGCACUGCUCGGAGAAUACGCGCGCAUGGACGGCCUCGCGGUGAAACAUUUCCUCGGCCUGCCACUGUUUCAUCCCGACGAUUUCGUAACGAGUAGGGUUGUCAGCGAAACUGAUCGUCUGGCCACCAGCUUAGGGUGGAUCUGUGAUUGGACGGGGUCAUUCGAAACACCAACCGAGCCCUCAUGUUACAGAACGAAUUCCUUCCCUUCAUGGACGUGGCUGGCUUGGAACCUUCGAGAAGGGCUUACGCCGGUGGAUAACAGAUUCUCCUUUAAUCUCGUCGGCAACACGUCCCCCAUUCUAGAUGGUGUUUCUGCUGCCCCUCGGAUGGAGAUCUCUGUCGGGUUCAAGGACGGCAUGGUUUUGUCCUGGGAGAUUGACGGGGACGCUAUAGCCCGCAAAGAUGACGCUAUUACGUUUCUGCGAUUGGAGACGUUUUGCUUCGACCUCAGCUUUACCGUUGAUCCGGACACACGGCUGGCGAAGUUGAAGGACGUGGCUCUGUCGAGGGGUAAUAGGGCGCUCGUGGAGGCAAUGGUUUCUGCGUCGUUGACAUCGGAGCAAAAAGGGAUGGAUCCGAAGCGGGAGUUCAAAUGUUUGGGAGUUCUUGUUUCGGGACGGCGUUGGAAGGAGGACGAUUGUGCAGCUACGGCAUUGAUAUGUGCGAGGACUGCUUGGGAAGAAGAAGGACCGUGGGUACGGCUCGGCGCCGUGGCUAUUGAGUGUGAAUCUUUUGCGGGGGAUGGUGAUAAUGACGGAGUUUUGAAAGGGAUAGACGUGGAUGAGGGCGAGAAAAAGGACCUGGUGGUCCAGUUACGAGAACUUGAUUUGUAUUAG
Molecule: messenger RNA, 2538 nt
Organism: Pochonia chlamydosporia 170
Lineage: Eukaryota; Fungi; Ascomycota; Sordariomycetes; Hypocreales; Clavicipitaceae
Product: heterokaryon incompatibility
Exons: 1
Coding region: 1-2538 (845 amino acids)
Source: RefSeq, a predicted model, not a curated record